Messenger RNA from Cotesia congregata, 1071 nucleotides. The record is from the annotation of a GenBank genome assembly. Lineage: Eukaryota; Metazoa; Arthropoda; Insecta; Hymenoptera; Braconidae.
AUGAAGAAACAAAUGGUGAUUGUUUUUGGCUUUAGUAUCACGUUAUAUGCACUGUGGAUUUUUAAUUAUAGUUAUUUAAAAAAUACAACCGUUGAAAAUAACCAAUUUCCAGUGGUUAAUGUCGUUAAGAAAGAAGUUAAUAAAGAAAUUUCUUGUUACUUUGAUCCUUCAACAAUUUAUUCUAUUGAGACUUUCAAUGAAAAAGAAGAAAUCACAGACGACAAUAACAUUUUUUUCAUCGAGACUUCGUGCUCUGGCGCCGCAGGAAUAGAACUGAAUGCAAGACAGUGUUGUUCUAUUGAAUCAGCAGCGAAGAUGAAUCCCAAAAUGAAGAUAUAUUUAUUAAUAUUAAGUCCUUCUGAAUACUCACCAAGAACAGAAGAAUUAUUGAGCCACUUGGAAGAGUACAAAAACAUUGUUGUAAGGAGAAUUGAUAUAGAAGACUAUGUCAAGAACACGCCGCUAGAAGACUGGUGGCAAAAAGGCGAACUAACAACAAGCAAAUGGCCGAAACAUCACAUGUCCGACGUUCUCCGUUACUUGACACUCUGGAAAGUCCCUGGAAUCUACAUGGACCUCGAUGUGGUCACGCUUUCGUCCUUUGAAAAAUUGAGAGAUUUUGUCGGUGCUGAAGAUGAAGACACUAUAGCUUCUUGCAUGAUGAGCUUCGGAGGAUCCGAAAUUGGUAGGGAAGUUGCUGAUGCUUGUAUUAAUGACUUGAAGAAUAAUUUUCGUGGUGAUGUUUGGAGAAAUAAUGGACCUGAUGUUAUCACGAGAGUUAUAGAGAAAAUUUGUGAGAAGCCCAUAACUAAUGAGACACAUAACUGUAAUGGCUUUACAGUAUUUUCGCCUUGGGAAUUCACGCCAAUUUACUACGAUGAAUGGAGAAAAUAUUUUGAAGCUGAAAAUAAAGAUAAAACGUUGAAAUUGAUCAACAAGUCUUUAGCUGUUCACAUUUGGAAUAAAAUGAGUCAUUUGCAGCCGAUUAAAGUUGGAAGUCAAGUUCCUUAUGGGAUUAUUGCUAGUCAAUUUUGUCCUAAAAUUUAUAAUAAUUGCGGCCUUUGGUUUUAG